UUACCAAACACUGCAAUGGCAAAGAAAGAAAAAAGGAUGAUAAUUUUACAAUUCCUUUUUAUCUUUUCACCAUAGCCCAUUGCAUCGGCGCUAGAAGCCCGGUAACCUCAUCUCGCAAAUUUCCUUCAGGGGCCCUGUUCCCGUUGUAACGCUUAAGGCGGUGAAGAGGGCGCAUCGUCCGUAAUCGCUCGACAGCUCCAGCAUUUUCUAUUUUAUUCUUAUUUCUGGAUUAGUGUCCCGGCUGUCUCUUCCGAAUUUCCUUCAACUAAGUGCUUCCUUAGGAUCUGCCUUGCUGAAUAUCAGAGAAUCAUCUACAAAAAACAAUAGCUAAUGGCAUCUGAAAAAAGCCAGCCUGAAGAGCAGCUUGUAUCUACAGCUGUUGACUCACAUACAUCUUCAUGUAGAAAGCACAGGGCUGAAAAUGCCACCUUCUUUGAAGACGUGAAGGAUCACAUUCAUGACUUCAUCCAUGCUUCACUCGAUGACCACAAAGCAUGUUUUAAGAAAGGCAUCCAGAAGAUGUUUGGGAUGUCAAAAGUUGGAGCAGAAAGGAGUUCAGAAGUAAAGGAGGUUGAAAGUUUUCUCCAUCUAAGCACUUCAGUGUCUAAAUGAAAUAGAUGUCAGUAGUGUCACUCAACUUGGAUGUUUUCCAGUGUCAGUGGUGUCAUUUGCUGUAACUCAAAACUGGCAGUUUGUCAUUGCAGUACAGUUGUAGGAUUUCAGGGAGUUGCAGAGAAUAACAGAUGUAAGAAAAUAAAGAUGAAUGAAGUUAUUGGAAUAUACUACUGCUGCACUGCAGCCAUCGCCAAGAUUCAGAUUUUGCCAAAUUUAGUGCAAGCUUUGGAAGACAUUACACUGCUGACUAGUUCCAAGCUUCAACAAGAUAUGAAGUUAAAACUCGAUCAGUGCGCAUCUAUCUAUCUAUAGGCUGGUUCUGAAAGGCCAGCAAUUUGAACAAAUAGAACCCCAGGAACGUGAGUUGCAUUCAAGCAUUAGAAAUCUUGAUCAGAGUGGUGAAACGUUAGUAGAUCCAGACACCCGUUCUCCCUGUGGUGGAAGAUGUAUAGUACUAGUAUAGCAUAUAGACUAUAUAUAUAUAUAGGAGAGGAUAGAGGAAAUCAACCAGUAAAAGACUACAACAGGACUCUCUUCUACUAUAGAACUGGUAAAAAAACAAAUACAUAACCAACAGACUUUUACAUAAGCACAAACAAUGGAAAUGGAGACUCGGUACUACACUACCAUUCAAUUUCAAGCCCCUAUUAAACACCAUACCAUACCCAUCUACAAGU
Molecule: messenger RNA, 1292 nt
Organism: Coffea eugenioides
Lineage: Eukaryota; Viridiplantae; Streptophyta; Magnoliopsida; Gentianales; Rubiaceae
Exons: 4
Coding region: 331-612 (93 amino acids)
Source: RefSeq, a predicted model, not a curated record